This is a messenger RNA of Homo sapiens (human), 1583 nucleotides long. It is a transcript of the gene OVOL2, whose product is annotated as ovo like zinc finger 2. The record is from RefSeq and is marked reviewed. Gene Ontology annotation, molecular function: DNA-binding transcription activator activity, RNA polymerase II-specific; DNA-binding transcription repressor activity, RNA polymerase II-specific; DNA binding. The transcript is spliced from 4 exons. NCBI's taxonomy places the organism in Eukaryota, Metazoa, Chordata, Mammalia, Primates, Hominidae. Gene Ontology annotation, biological process: positive regulation of transcription by RNA polymerase II; negative regulation of SMAD protein signal transduction; negative regulation of gene expression. Gene Ontology annotation, cellular component: nucleus. Bases 283 to 1110 code for a protein of 275 amino acids.
AAGUUUCCUGGUGCCUUUUCUAUUCCACCUUAUGAAACUUUUUCCCCGGCGUGGUCUCACUCGCGAUUUAAGGCAUAGGUGUCGCCGAGCCGGGAGGCUGGGAGUCGCCAGGCGUGCGGGGGAGAGGCCUGGGCCGCGCCGCGGCGGGGGGUGGAGGAAGAGGGCAGGCGAGGCGGGAAGGUGGGCUCUGGCCGCCGGGAGCCGGGGACGGAGCCGCCGCCGUUGCCCCUAGCGGGGAGCAGCCGGGAGGAGGGGGCCGCAGUCGGGAGAGGGGACCCCACCAUGCCCAAAGUCUUCCUGGUGAAGAGGAGGAGCCUGGGGGUCUCGGUCCGCAGCUGGGAUGAGCUCCCGGAUGAGAAAAGGGCAGACACCUACAUCCCAGUGGGCCUAGGCCGCCUGCUCCACGACCCCCCCGAGGACUGCCGCAGCGACGGCGGCAGCAGCAGCGGCAGCGGCAGCAGCAGCGCGGGGGAGCCUGGAGGAGCAGAGAGCAGCUCGUCCCCGCACGCCCCCGAGAGCGAAACCCCCGAGCCCGGCGACGCCGAGGGCCCCGAUGGACACCUGGCGACCAAGCAGCGCCCGGUCGCCAGAUCGAAAAUCAAGUUCACCACAGGCACGUGCAGCGACUCGGUGGUUCACAGCUGUGACCUGUGUGGCAAGGGCUUCCGUCUGCAGCGCAUGCUGAACCGUCACCUCAAGUGCCACAACCAGGUGAAAAGACACCUGUGCACCUUCUGCGGCAAGGGCUUCAACGACACCUUCGACCUGAAGAGGCACGUCCGCACACACACAGGCAUUCGUCCCUACAAAUGCAACGUCUGCAAUAAAGCCUUCACCCAGCGCUGCUCUCUGGAGUCCCACCUGAAGAAAAUCCAUGGGGUGCAGCAGCAGUAUGCCUAUAAGCAGCGGCGGGACAAGCUCUACGUCUGCGAGGAUUGCGGCUACACGGGCCCCACCCAGGAGGACCUGUACCUGCACGUGAACAGUGCCCAUCCGGGCAGCUCGUUUCUCAAAAAGACAUCUAAAAAACUGGCAGCCCUUCUGCAGGGCAAGCUGACAUCCGCACACCAGGAGAAUACCAGCCUGAGUGAGGAGGAGGAGAGGAAGUGAGGAGAAGGAAGGGGAGGACAGACGUUCACACUGCCACGUAUGUCUACGUGGAUUUUUGGUUUUCAGCUUCCCCCACCCCACUGGCUCUUCUUAAUUAGAAGUGACCAGUUCACCUCUGUGUCCUUUUGAAACAUCAGCAGUAGGGUCCAUUCCAAGAUUGUCAGUUGCCGUUAGUGACGUCAGGCCCUGUAACCUGUGUCCUGUCUGGCGCAGUUGCUCACAUUCACCAAAGUUUGUUUUCAUGAUCCUGAUGGCCAAGAACACCGUGUGGGAUUUUUUUUUCCCCCAAGGAUUUUCACACACGGAAGGAGAGGUAUUUCUUAGAGAGAUCAUCAUUUUAUGGUGCCUUGAAAUAAAAAUACUUCUACUUGAAAUGCUGUUUAAGCAAGGCAAGUGAAUUUUGUUAUUCUGAAAGAGUUUACAGAAACUAUUUUAAUAAAUGAAAUGUUCUUGUGAAGCUUUUAAAAGCAAAA